Messenger RNA from Lolium rigidum, 1005 nucleotides. Its product is annotated as probable E3 ubiquitin-protein ligase RHC1A. The transcript has a single exon. Gene Ontology annotation, cellular component: cytoplasm. NCBI's taxonomy places the organism in Eukaryota, Viridiplantae, Streptophyta, Magnoliopsida, Poales, Poaceae. Gene Ontology annotation, biological process: protein ubiquitination. Gene Ontology annotation, molecular function: ubiquitin protein ligase activity. Bases 1 to 1005 code for a protein of 334 amino acids. The record is from RefSeq and is a predicted model, not a curated record.
AUGUCAGCGCCUGGCGCGACCGGCGCCCGUCCGCGGCAGCGCCGGAGGUGGCGCCUGUACUGGUGCUACGUGUGCCGCCGCGCCCUGCGCACCGUGUCGUCCCCCACCUCCGACGUCUUCUGCCCGCGCUGCCUCGGCCGCUUCCUCCACGAGAUCGAGCUGCCCACGCCGGUGCACUCACCGAUCGAGCAGCUCUUCCAGCCGCCGCCGCCAUUGCCCACGUACUUCCAGCCGCCGCCGCCAUUGCCCACGUACGAGGGCGCCCCUCGCCACUGGGUCAUUUACAGGGGCGAGGACGACGACGGCGACACGCCGCGCCCACGCCGCCGCCGCCGGGUCCCGUCCCCACCCCCGGCCCCGGGCGCGCGCGGCGGCCUGGACGGCGCCGAUGCCGGUCCACCGGCCACCGGCUUUAACCCAGCAGAGUUCUUCACCGGGCCCAACCUGAACGCGCUCAUCGAGGGGCUCACGCAGAACGACCGCCCGGGACCGGCGCCGGCGCCGACAUCAGCCAUCGAGUCGCUCCCCACGGUGCGCAUCUCGCCGGCACACAUGGCGGACGGCUCGCAGUGCCCCGUGUGCAAGGAGGAGUUCGAGCUCGGGGAGACCGCGCGCGAGCUGCCGUGCAAGCACGCCUACCACUCCGACUGCAUCGUGCCGUGGCUCCGGCUCCAUAACUCCUGCCCGGUCUGCCGCCAGGAGCUGCCACCGCCGACCGGCGAGUCUCCCGAUGGCAGCGGCGGCGGCGACGGUGACGGAGGAGCGGAGAGGAGGGAGCCGCCGGGGCAGCUGAUGGCCGGCUGGGGCCCUCUGGCGUGGCUGUUAAUGCUGGGGGAUCCGGACGUCGGCGGAUGGGAGCAUGGAGCUGAACGGCGCGGGAGCAGGGAAGGGGACGGCGCUGAUGACGGCGGCGGCAAUGCCAGCUCCGGGCUCUCUGGCCCGACGAUCGUGCAGUCGUUUGUUCUCGUCGCUGCUUGCUUCUUCUUCGUCUCGUUUUUCGUUUGA